AUGGUCCUCAACGUGAGCCUCUCUAAUUACACAGUUGUUGAAAAUGAUGCUAAGCCUAUCGUCGACCUUCUGUCAGUGGACCACCACAGCGCAUUCGGCACUACAUCAGUUCAAUGGUUGUCUUAUAAGAGAGCGUCUGAGGUCGUGUUUAUCUUUCGUUUCGGUAGAAGACAACGUUGCAAGAGAAUUCCGAAGUGGGUUCCUUAUCAUUUUCGUCUUACGCAAUCGGUUGAAGAUGGUGGACUUUUCGCGGUUACAGAAAUAAUUGGUGGAUUGCAACAGGGACACAACUAUCUUUGGGGUCAACAUAAUGCUCCUUGGAAGCGAUCUCUCUCAUCUCUCAGGAACCAUCACCGGCCGGUAUCGUUUCGAGCUUCCAAAGAUGCAAUUUAUGACAAAAGUUUGAUAAAGUUGGUGGACAUUUUUAUUUCUUCCCCUAUGAGUUCUUCUAUUCCCUGGGUGUUUGGCUCAAGUCAGGUGGGGGUGCUGAAAUUAAACUUCAAAGGAAGUGCUUUGGGGAGCCAUGGUGUUGCUGGUAUUGGGGGGAGGGAUCAGGGAAAGGGAUGCCAACAUGGGUUGGGAUUUCAGUGGCCCAAUUGGUAUUACAGAUUCCUCAAAGGCUGAGGUUUUGGCUGCUGUAACAGGGAUUGAAAUUGCAAAAAGCAUGGGUUUCUUCUAAUACCAUUAAAUGGCUAGGGAAAAAGAUUAUGGCUCUUGGAUGCUGUCUCAUUACCUGAAUGAGUCUAUGGAUUUAUUUCACUGGAAGAACACUUAUCUAUUUUGGAUCUGAAGAGGGCUGAACUCUUUAGCUAAUGGUCUAGCUAAGCCCAAAGGGAUUGUUUGUAUAGUGGAAGAACUCUGCCUGUAAUCUAAGUUGUGGUUUCUUUCUUUUUUCCUUUUUCCCUGGUAUACACCUUCUCAUCUACUCCUUUAUUUUCUAUGAAGUUUGGUUAUUUUUUCUAGAA
Messenger RNA from Nelumbo nucifera (sacred lotus), 965 nucleotides. Lineage: Eukaryota; Viridiplantae; Streptophyta; Magnoliopsida; Proteales; Nelumbonaceae. The record is from RefSeq and is a predicted model, not a curated record.